Molecule: messenger RNA, 806 nt
Organism: Hyposmocoma kahamanoa
Lineage: Eukaryota; Metazoa; Arthropoda; Insecta; Lepidoptera; Cosmopterigidae
Product: proline-rich extensin-like protein EPR1
Exons: 1
Coding region: 6-701 (231 amino acids)
Source: RefSeq, a predicted model, not a curated record
GAAAAAUGAAAUUCUUCCUGCUCGCUGCCACCGUCGUAGCCGUCGCCGUCGCCGGCCCGGCAAGACACGUCAUCCCUGGACCAGCUGGCCCGGCUCCCGUCAUCCCUGACAUAUACGAGCCCAUUGCUGUUGGCCCCGCUAUAGUUAAACCAGACGUUUUCGAGCCCAUCGUUGUCGGCCCUGCUAUUAUUGAACCUGAUGUAUACGAGCCCAUCGUUGUCGGCCCUGCUAUUGUCGAGCCUGAUGUCUAUGAGCCCAUCGUGGUCGGCCCCGCUAUUGUUGAGCCUGGUGUCUAUGAACCCAUCACUGUUGGCCCCGCUAUAGUCCAACCUGGCGUGAUCCCAACCCCCGCAAGCUCUCCCCUCGUGCAAGUCAUCCUAAACAUCAACGCUCCUGCUGGAGCUGUACAGCCCCCAGUAUCUCCCGUCGUUGACCCUGUUGGGCCUGUUGUAAACCCCCCUACUCCCAUCUUCCCCAUUGGACCAGUGCCUGAGCCUGUUGUCUUGCCCCCUACUCCCAUCUUCCCUGUUGUGGUUGAACCUGUUAUCGUUCAACCUGUCUUCCCCGGACCCGUUGUCCCUGAACCUGUAAUCGUGCCCCCUACUCCCAUCUUCCCCGUUGUGGUUGAACCUGUUAUCAUUCCUCCUACCCCUGUCUUCCCCGUAAACCCAGCCAUCACCCUUCCCGAGACCCUCAACUAAAGACCUCAUUCAAGUAACAUUUUUUGUUAUGUCAUAAUAGACCACAAUGUGAAUAACUUUCUUCAAACAAUUUGAAACUGCUAAAUAAAUAUUCUUAACACAAAA